UCCGACGGGCUACGUCUCGGCACCCGGCUUUCCGAGUCGUGCAUCGAGCACGAGGGCCAAAUUGGAAAUUUAAGCUCAAGCGGCAGGCUGCGACUCCGAGUGUUCUCAUGUUGUUCCUACAAUAGCGAAGCAAACUCUACUGUCAGUGGGUGUCGAUGAGUUCCCCGGUGUGCAACGGUAUGUUUUGGGAUUCAAAUGCGAACAUUGCCGAGAAUUUCCUUCAACGCGAGCAUGUCGAAUCAAGUCGAGUCUCCACCUUCGCAUUGGCAUCCAGUUGUUUCUCCUCGAGCUCGACCCUCAUCCCAAAUAUUCUCGUCCAUCCUUCACAUUCUACGCUACCACACUCAGGCUGUCACAACAUCUUUGGCGGCUGCGAGAUGAAUCUCAUCAGGCCGUGCAGCUUCCCUAUCAACAAACUAACUACAAAUACCACGACCAUGACUGUGGGCUACUAUGGCGGGCUGUACCAUUCACAGAGCUCUGAAGAGUUGUUCAUGUGCGCAUCUGGUCUCAAGAUUAUCAUCUCACGAAAUUCGAUACCAAGUCUUCAUUAAGACGUUCGUGCUCACACUCCUGACGUCCACGAGUCUUCAGUUUGAAUUAGGAACGUGAUACCCUACCAACGAUCCUAAGCUUAGCAUGACCUCGGACACUACUUAUACAA
Molecule: messenger RNA, 664 nt
Organism: Suillus plorans
Lineage: Eukaryota; Fungi; Basidiomycota; Agaricomycetes; Boletales; Suillaceae
Exons: 5
Coding region: 156-554 (132 amino acids)
Source: RefSeq, a predicted model, not a curated record